AUGUUUACUGCCAGAGAAAAAGUUCCGCUUCCUACAGUCAAUGAAGUAGAAGAAUGGAAGGAAACAGAAGAACUAAUAAAUUUUUUGCACAAACAAGACUUAGGACUUAAGGAUAAACAUUUCGAUAUUCUUCGUAAACAAGAAGUUAAUGGCAUAUCCUUCCUUAAGCUAACCUUAGAAAAGCUUUUAGCCUCCCCUUAUGAACUUCCUGGUGGACCAGCAGAAGUAAUAGCAGAAUUAGUAAGUAAAAUCAAUGGCGAAGGACAGG
Ambispora gerdemannii is the source of this 268-nucleotide messenger RNA. NCBI's taxonomy places the organism in Eukaryota, Fungi, Glomeromycota, Glomeromycetes, Archaeosporales, Ambisporaceae. The record is from the annotation of a GenBank genome assembly.